GCCAGACCGCGAGAGAAGCGGCUAGCGGGGUCCGGGAAAGAGGAGGAAGAGGAGGAAGGCGAAGGGGCGCCCUCGCCGCGCCAUGGCGGACGUGACCGCCCGGAGCCUGCAGUACGAGUACAAGGCGAACUCUAAUCUUGUCCUUCAAGCUGACCGUUCCCUGAUUGACAGGACCCGGCGUGAUGAGCCUACAGGGGAAGUCUUGUCACUGGUGGGGAAGCUAGAAGGAACCCGGAUGGGUGACAAGGCCCAGAGGACCAAACCCCAGAUGCAGGAGGAGAGACGAGCAAAGCGACGGAAACGUGACGAGGACAGACAUGACAUCAACAAGAUGAAAGGUUACACUCUGCUUUCUGAGGGCAUAGAUGAGAUGGUGGGAAUUAUCUACAAACCCAAAACCAAGGAGACUCGGGAAACCUAUGAAGUUUUGCUGAGCUUCAUUCAGGCGGCGCUUGGUGAUCAGCCCAGAGACAUUCUCUGUGGAGCUGCAGAUGAAGUCCUGGCUGUCCUGAAGAAUGAGAAGUUACGGGACAAGGAGCGGCGGAAAGAAAUUGACCUCCUGCUUGGACAGACUGAUGACACCCGUUACCAUGUGCUGGUGAACUUGGGCAAGAAGAUCACAGACUAUGGAGGCGACAAAGAGAUCCAGAACAUGGAUGACAACAUUGAUGAGACUUAUGGGGUGAAUGUGCAGUUUGAGUCUGAUGAAGAGGAAGGGGAUGAAGAUGUCUACGGAGAAGUGCGGGAUGAGGCUUCUGACGAUGACAUGGAAGGAGAUGAGGCGGUUGUUCGCUGCACACUUUCAGCCAAUCUCGUGGCAUCAGGGGAGCUGAUGAGCUCCAAGAAGAAGGAUCUGCACCCCCGAGACAUCGACGCCUUCUGGCUGCAGCGGCAGCUCAGCCGUUUCUACGACGACGCCAUCGUGUCCCAGAAAAAGGCUGAUGAAGUGCUGGAAAUCUUAAAGACUGCCAGCGAUGACAGGGAAUGUGAAAACCAGCUUGUCCUGCUCUUGGGCUUUAACACCUUUGAUUUCAUUAAAGUGUUGAGGCAACACAGAAUGAUGAUCCUGUAUUGUACCCUCUUGGCUAGUGCUCAGAGUGAAGCUGAGAAGGAGAGGAUUAUGGGAAAGAUGGAGUCUGAUCCUGACUUGUCAAAGUUCCUGUAUCAGCUACAUGAGACAGAGAAGGAGGAUCUGAUUCGAGAGGAACGCUCUCGCAGGGAACGCGUCCGCCAGUCCCGCAUGGACACCGACUUGGAAACCAUGGAUCUGGAUCAAGGAGGGGAGGCGUUGGCCCCUCGGCAGGUUCUCGACCUGGAGGACCUGGUGUUUGCCCAAGGCAGCCACUUCAUGGCCAACAAGCGUUGCCAGCUGCCAGACGGCUCUUUCCGCAGGCAGCGCAAGGGCUACGAGGAAGUCCACGUCCCUGCCCUGAAGCCAAAGCCCUUCGGCUCAGAGGAGCAACUGGUUCCUGUUGAGAAGCUCCCCAAAUAUGCCCAGGCUGGGUUUGAGGGAUUCAAAACACUGAACCGCAUCCAGAGCAAACUCUACCGUGCUGCUCUUGAGACGGAUACGAAUCUGCUUCUGUGUGCGCCCACGGGUGCUGGGAAAACCAACGUCGCUUUGAUGUGUAUGUUGCGUGAGAUAGGAAAGCACAUCAACCUCGAUGGAACAAUCAACGUGGAUGACUUCAAAAUUAUCUACAUUGCACCCAUGAGGUCUUUAGUGCAGGAAAUGGUGGGCAGCUUUGGGAAGCGUUUGGCCACUUACGGCAUCACUGUGGCUGAGUUGACUGGGGACCACCAGUUGUGUAAGGAAGAAAUCAAUGCUACUCAGAUCAUUGUCUGCACCCCAGAGAAGUGGGACAUCAUCACCCGGAAAGGAGGGGAGCGCACCUAUACCCAGUUGGUGCGACUCAUUAUCUUGGAUGAGAUCCACCUUCUGCAUGACGAUCGGGGCCCUGUCCUGGAGGCCUUGGUAGCCAGAGCCAUCCGCAACAUCGAGAUGACCCAGGAAGACGUGCGGCUUAUCGGGCUGAGCGCCACCCUCCCAAACUACGAGGACGUGGCCACGUUCCUGAGGGUUGAACCUGCCAAAGGCUUGUUCUACUUCGACAACAGCUUUCGUCCGGUGCCCCUGGAACAGACUUACGUGGGAAUCACUGAGAAGAAAGCCAUCAAGCGCUUCCAGAUCAUGAACGAGAUUGUGUAUGAGAAAAUCAUGGAGCAUGCUGGAAAGAACCAGGUGCUGGUGUUCGUCCAUUCCAGGAAGGAGACUGGGAAAACUGCCCGAGCCAUCAGAGACAUGUGUCUGGAGAAAGACACACUGGGCCUCUUCUUGCGUGAAGGAUCUGCCUCCACGGAGGUCUUGAGGACAGAAGCUGAGCAGUGCAAGAAUUUGGAGCUUAAAGACCUGCUGCCCUAUGGCUUUGCCAUCCACCACGCUGGCAUGACAAGGGUGGACCGGACGUUGGUGGAAGACUUGUUUGCAGACAAGCAUAUUCAGGUUCUGGUUUCCACAGCAACCUUGGCCUGGGGUGUAAACCUCCCCGCUCACACAGUCAUCAUCAAAGGGACGCAGGUGUACAGCCCGGAGAAAGGCCGCUGGACUGAGCUGGGAGCGCUCGACAUCUUGCAGAUGCUGGGCCGUGCUGGGAGGCCUCAGUACGACACCAAGGGCGAGGGGAUCCUCAUCACGUCCCAUGGAGAGCUGCAGUAUUACCUCUCGCUGCUCAACCAGCAGCUUCCCAUCGAGAGCCAGAUGGUGGCCAAGCUCCCAGACAUGCUGAACGCGGAGGUCGUGUUGGGCAACGUCCAGAAUGCAAAGGAUGCUGUCAACUGGCUUGGCUACACUUACCUCUACAUACGGAUGCUGCGUUCCCCGACCCUGUACGGGAUCUCCCAUGACGACCUGAAAGGAGAUCCGUUGCUGGACCAGCGCCGGCUGGAUUUGGUGCACACCGCAGCGCUGAUGCUCGACAAGAACAAUUUAGUCAAGUAUGACAAGAAGACGGGGAACUUCCAGGUGACCGAGCUGGGCCGCAUUGCCAGCCACUACUACAUCACGAAUGAGACCAUACAAACCUACAACCAGCUGCUCAAGCCCACCUUGAGCGAAAUCGAGCUCUUCCGAGUUUUCUCGCUGUCCUCUGAGUUCAAGAACAUCACUGUGAGAGAGGAGGAGAAACUGGAACUGCAGAAGCUGCUUGAGCGGGUCCCAAUCCCAGUGAAAGAGAGCAUUGAAGAGCCUAGCGCUAAGAUCAAUGUGCUCCUCCAGGCCUUUAUCUCUCAGCUAAAGCUGGAAGGCUUUGCUCUCAUGGCAGACAUGGUGUAUGUCACUCAGUCGGCCGGGAGGCUCAUGCGUGCCAUCUUUGAGAUUGUCCUAAACCGUGGCUGGGCGCAGCUCACCGACAAGACUUUGAACCUCUGCAAGAUGAUUGACAAGCGAAUGUGGCAGUCCAUGUGCCCCCUUCGUCAGUUCAAGAAGCUGCCCGAAGAGGUGGUGAAGAAAAUCGAGAAGAAGAACUUCCCCUUUGAGCGGCUCUAUGAUUUGAAUCACAACGAAAUAGGGGAGCUGAUCCGGAUGCCAAAGAUGGGCAAGACAAUUCACAAAUACGUCCACUUGUUCCCCAAACUGGAGCUGUCUGUCCAUUUGCAGCCUAUUACCAGGUCGACUCUGAAAGUCGAGCUGACCAUUACCCCCGAUUUCCAAUGGGAUGAAAAGGUCCACGGCUCCUCCGAGGCCUUCUGGAUUCUGGUGGAGGACGUGGACAGCGAAGUGAUCCUGCAUCACGAGUACUUCCUCUUGAAGGCCAAAUACGCCCAGGACGAGCACCUGAUCACCUUCUUUGUGCCGGUCUUUGAGCCUCUGCCCCCACAGUACUUCAUCCGGGUGGUUUCCGACCGCUGGCUGUCCUGUGAGACGCAGUUGCCCGUCUCCUUCCGACAUCUGAUCCUUCCGGAGAAGUACCCUCCGCCGACCGAGCUGCUGGAUCUCCAGCCGCUGCCUGUCUCUGCUUUGCGGAACAGCGCCUUUGAGAGCCUCUACCAGGACAAGUUUCCCUUCUUCAACCCAAUCCAAACCCAAGUGUUCAACACGGUUUACAACAGCGACGAAAAUGUCUUUGUGGGCGCUCCCACGGGCAGCGGGAAGACCAUCUGUGCCGAGUUUGCCAUCCUGAGGAUGCUGCUGCAGAACUCGGAGGGCCGCUGCGUCUACAUCACGCCCAUGGAGGCCCUUGCGGAACAGAUCUUCCUGGAUUGGUAUGAGAAGUUCCAGGAACGUCUGCUCAAGAAAGUGGUCCUGCUGACGGGGGAGACCAGCACCGACCUGAAGCUGUUGGGCAAAGGCAACAUCAUCAUCAGCACCCCUGAGAAGUGGGACAUCCUCUCCCGGCGCUGGAAGCAGCGCAAGAACGUGCAGAACGUCAACCUCUUCAUUGUGGACGAAGUGCACCUCAUUGGCGGCGAGAACGGGCCGGUAUUGGAGGUGAUUUGCUCCCGGAUGCGCUACAUUUCCUCCCAGAUCGAACGGCCCAUCCGCAUCGUGGCUUUGAGCUCCUCGCUGUCCAACGCCAAGGACGUGGCCCACUGGCUGGGCUGCAGCACCACGGCCACCUUCAACUUCCACCCCAAUGUGCGCCCCGUACCGCUGGAGCUGCACAUCCAAGGCUUCAACAUCAGUCACACGCAGACCCGCCUCUUGUCCAUGGCCAAGCCGGUCUAUCACGCCAUCAUGAAGCACUCGCCCAAGAAGCCCGUCAUUGUGUUCGUCCCGUCGCGCAAGCAGACGCGCCUGACGGCCAUCGACAUCCUCACCACCUGCGCCUCGGAUGUCCAGAGACAGAGGUUCCUGCACUGCACUGAGAAGGAUGUGGCUCCCUACGUGGACAAGCUGAACGACAACACCUUGAAAGAGACGCUGGUGAACGGGGUGGGCUACCUGCACGAGGGGCUCACCCCCAUGGAGCGGAGAGUGGUGGAGCAGCUGUUUGGCUCAGGUGCCAUCCAGGUGGUGGUGGCAUCGCGGAGCCUCUGCUGGGGCAUGAACGUGGCUGCUCACCUGGUGAUCAUCAUGGACACUCAGUACUACAACGGCAAGAUCCACGCGUAUGUGGACUACCCCAUCUACGACGUGCUGCAGAUGGUGGGCCAUGCCAACCGCCCGUUGCAGGACGACGAGGGGCGCUGUGUUAUUAUGUGCCAGGGCUCCAAGAAGGAUUUCUUCAAGAAGUUCCUGUACGAGCCCCUCCCGGUGGAGUCUCACCUGGACCACUGCAUGCACGAUCACUUCAACGCUGAGAUUGUCACCAAGACCAUUGAGAACAAGCAGGAUGCCGUGGACUACCUCACCUGGACCUUCUUGUACCGCAGGAUGACUCAGAAUCCCAACUACUACAACCUGCAAGGGGUUUCCCACAGGCAUCUCUCCGACCACCUGUCCGAGUUGGUGGAGCAGACGCUCAGUGACCUCGAGCAGUCCAAGUGCAUCAGCAUUGAGGACGAGAUGGACGUCGCCCCGCUGAACUUGGGGAUGAUUGCGGCUUAUUACUACAUCAACUACACCACCAUUGAGCUCUUCAGCAUGUCGCUUAACGCCAAGACGAAAGUGCGAGGACUCAUCGAAAUCAUUUCCAAUGCGGCCGAGUACGAGAACAUUCCCAUCCGGCACCACGAGGACAACCUCCUGCGGCAGCUCGCCCAAAAGGUGCCUCACAAGCUGAAUAACCCCAAGUUCAACGACCCCCACGUCAAAACCAACCUGCUGCUGCAGGCCCACCUGUCGCGGAUGCAGCUGAGCGCCGAGCUCCAGUCGGACACGGAGGAGAUCCUCAGCAAGGCAAUCCGGCUGAUCCAGGCCUGCGUGGACGUCCUCUCCAGCAACGGCUGGCUGAGCCCCGCUCUGGCUGCCAUGGAGCUAGCACAGAUGGUCACCCAGGCCAUGUGGUCGAAGGACUCCUACCUGAAGCAGCUGCCGCACUUCACCUCGGAGCACAUCAAGCGCUGCACGGACAAGGGAGUGGAGAGCGUCUUUGACAUCAUGGAAAUGGAGGACGAGGACCGCAGUGCCUUGCUGCAGCUGUCUGACGGCCAGAUCGCCGACGUCGCCCGCUUCUGCAACCGCUACCCCAACAUUGAGCUUUCCUACGAGGUGGUCGAAAAGGACGGCAUUCGCAGCGGAGGGCCGGUGGUGGUUCUAGUGCAGCUGGAGCGAGAGGAGGAAGUGACAGGGCCGGUGAUCGCACCCCUCUUUCCACAGAAACGCGAGGAGGGCUGGUGGGUAGUGAUUGGCGACUCCAAGUCCAACAGCCUCAUCUCCAUCAAGAGACUGACGCUGCAGCAGAAGGCCAAGGUGAAACUGGACUUUGUGGCACCGGCCACUGGGACUCACAACUACACCCUUUAUUUCAUGAGUGACGCUUACAUGGGCUGUGACCAGGAAUAUAAGUUCAGUGUGGAUGUGAAGGAGGCAGAGAGCGACAGCGAUUCCGAUUGAGCCAGGCACGUGGUGGACAUCCGUGCCGGACCAUGUAGAGCGAUUCUGAGCCUCCUUGGGGCAGGAUGCCCAGCAUGGCAGCCUCUGUGGACACUUCACGUCUGUGCUCUUGACUGUUGGACUCCUCCUGCUUCCUCCACCCCCCAAAAGCAGGCUUCUAAUGGCUUCUUCCAGCAAUGGUAGGAGCACCCAAUGCUUCUGUUUUGUGUUCAGUACCAAUUGCUGGAAGGUCUACAGGCAUUGGAGGAAUUACCCCUGUGCCCUUCCAGCAACUGGGGAAACUUUUAUUUUGUAUCUUUCAGAAACUCAUGCAGUAGCUUUGUGUACAGUGUUUGAAUUCCUAUUUGUUUUCCCAAAUAAAGAUCUUUAGGAACAAA
Elgaria multicarinata webbii is the source of this 6870-nucleotide messenger RNA. RefSeq names its product small nuclear ribonucleoprotein U5 subunit 200 (gene SNRNP200). The record is from RefSeq and is a predicted model, not a curated record. Gene Ontology annotation, molecular function: ATP binding; nucleic acid binding. NCBI's taxonomy places the organism in Eukaryota, Metazoa, Chordata, Lepidosauria, Squamata, Anguidae. The coding region runs from base 83 to 6493 and encodes 2136 amino acids. The transcript is spliced from 45 exons.